CUCCCAUUGCCUCUCUAUUUCGCUGCCCUUUAAAAUUACCCGUCAUUUGAUACUGGGUCUUCUAGAGAGAGAGAGAGAGAGAGAGAGAGAGGGCGGGACCUAGGGAGGGGAGCAUACAUCUGCUGUAGAGAUAGAAACCCUAAAAUUACGGAGAUAUAGAGACAGAGCAAUGUCUGGAGGCAUAGCGCGUGGUCGUCUUGCUGAGGAGCGAAAGGCUUGGCGCAAAAACCAUCCCCAUGGUUUUGUAGCGAAGCCGGAGACUUUGCCUGAUGGGUCGGUGAAUUUGAUGGUGUGGCAUUGCACUAUUCCUGGAAAACCUGGUACUGAUUGGGAGGGUGGUUACUUUCCACUUACACUCCACUUUAGUGAAGAUUAUCCUAGCAAGCCUCCAAAAUGUAAAUUUCCUCAAGGUUUCUUCCAUCCUAAUGUCUACCCUUCUGGAACUGUUUGCCUGUCAAUCCUUAAUGAAGAUAGUGGAUGGAGACCAGCCAUCACUGUGAAGCAAAUUCUGGUGGGUAUCCAGGACCUGCUGGACCAACCAAAUCCGGCUGAUCCUGCACAAACUGAAGGUUAUCAUCUCUUUAUCCAGGAUGCUGUGGAGUACAAGAAAAGGGUUCGCCAGCAAGCCAAGCAAUACCCUCAUCUUGUGUAAUGUGAAAACUUCUAUAUCUAAGAACUGCUGGUUUAUGGUAACUAUUAGUUGCCCCACAAUUGUGUAAUGUUAAACUAGCUUUUGCUAAUAGUUGAUGGCAUUUGGUAAUUGUCACUGGCCUUUAUGUGUGACUGCAUGGUUGGACUGGCAUUUCAGCUCCACAGAUUUGGGAUUUGGGUUAAUCUUCGUUGAUAUGUCGCAGUAUACUGGUCAGCCAUUGUUACUCAUUGGUGUUUAUAGCAGUUAAAAUCUAAAAUUUAAGUUA
This is a messenger RNA of Hevea brasiliensis (rubber tree), 917 nucleotides long. Its product is annotated as SUMO-conjugating enzyme SCE1. Gene Ontology annotation, cellular component: nucleus. Lineage: Eukaryota; Viridiplantae; Streptophyta; Magnoliopsida; Malpighiales; Euphorbiaceae. The coding region runs from base 170 to 652 and encodes 160 amino acids. The transcript has 5 exons. The record is from RefSeq and is a predicted model, not a curated record. Gene Ontology annotation, molecular function: SUMO conjugating enzyme activity. Gene Ontology annotation, biological process: protein sumoylation.